CCGCCCUCCACAGCCAACCAACCCACACGGCAGUCUCCGUCGUCAAAACCUACACAACGCCCACUUCCACGCACCCCAGAGGCUCCAGUUGCAGCCAGCUCCCUUGCACCGAGGACCGGACAGCCGCAGCGCGCACUCGCUGUUUCGCCUUCAGCCUGGCGCGGCCCUCCACACCGCCCUCGGGGUCUGCGCUCGGCAAUAAUAAUCAUUAUCUCAUCUGGCGUCCUGCCAUGGGGUCAACAGCCAAACUCUGUCCGCACGACGCCCUCGACUGCUGCUGAUCAGAUGCCUGUGUCUGACUCACUCGUGGAACCCAGAACCUAGCUCGGCUCCCCUUCUGUCCGCAAAGUUAAUACCUGCUUCUUCGUCGUGCAGGGCUCCCAGCAGCGACAGGAGAGGCUUGCGCUCGGAGAUACCGCAAAUCACACACGUCCCACUGGAUUUGAGUUAAGCUGACUUUUCAUAUUACUUCUUCCUUGUUCUAUACAAUUUUUUUCUAUCGCUCCAGGUUACCUCUAUUUCACCUUUUCUUUCUUGCUAUUCGACGCGCAUCGAGUACCAUUCUAUCUUCCUUUCUAUUUACUCUUAUCUUUACUGCUUUCUUCCAGCGAUCGAGUAUAUCCCUACGAUCGCUGGGGUAAGCCACUCCCGCGCGCAAAUCAGGCCUAAUAUAGCUUCCUCCUUUCCAACCACAUCACGUCAUGCCCGCUCAAUCUAGCCCCUUGCAGUCUACCCCGACCGAGAAUACCGAAGAUGAUCCGACAGCGGCAUCAGAUUCACAGUAUCUGCACGAUGACGCCGAUGCCUCACAGAGUCAGGAUGUCUUGGUCAGAGAUGGCGCCCCUGCGCUGGAUCUGAAACAGAUCAAGGGGCAUAAUCCUAUGCAGAAAAGGCGACGGGUGACGCGAGCUUGCGACGAAUGCAGACGCAAGAAGAUCAAGUGCGACGGCAAACAGCCGUGCACCCAUUGCUCCGUGUAUAGCUACGAGUGUACGUACGAUCAACCGUCGAAUCGCCGUAAUCCUGCACCGCAAUACAUCGAAGCCCUCGAAUCCCGCCUCCAUAAGGCAGAAGCCCUCCUCCGUGUAGUCCUUCCGGACCUUAACCUUGACGACCCGCGAUUUGACGUUCAUGCCACCGAACAAUUACUUGCUGCCAUCAAGAAGGACAAGGUGGCGCCUUCGGUUGCGAAACCGCCUGCGGGGACAAAACCUGAAUCCGGUGCUGACCCACUGGAAGAGUCAUUACUCGAAUCAAUGGUCGAUAACUCGGGCGCUCUGGACUUGGAUGAUCAGGGCAACUGGGACUAUCAUGGCCACUCGUCCGGCCUGAUCUUCAUCCGGCGGCUCAGGAAUCAGCUCAGCAACAGUGACGCUCAGAGCGCGUUACCUAACUUCCGCCCUCCGCCUCAGAUGCUCGAAAGCCCUAAGUCAACGUUGGAAUCACCGGACUCAAACGUCGCUCCGACGCAUGACUUACCGUCUAGAGCGGUUGCUCGGAGACUAUGCCGUAAUGCUUUGGAAGUUGGCUGCGCCUUAAUGCGAUUCGUGCAUGAGCCAUCGUUUUAUGCAAUGUUUGAUCGCAUCUAUGAUACGCCACCCGAGCAGUACACCAACCAAGAGAAUUCCUUCCUGCCAUUUCUCUAUAUUGUACUGGGAGUUGGCUGCUUGUUCUCAGGGAACGGAGAGGACACUUUGGAUCUGUCAGGGUACGAGAGUGCUAUCGGCCAAGGGUUUCACUUUUUCAAAGCCGGGCGACAACUUCUGGACAUCACGGACUGCCGCGAUCUAAGCUCACUGCAGGCAAUCUGUUUUAUGGUGAUCUUCCUUCAAUCCUCCGCCAAACUGAGCACUUGUUAUUCCUACGUUGGCAUUGCGCUUCGCUCGGCCUUGCGACUAGGUCUCCACCGCAAGUUCACCGCCAAAUUUAACCCAGUAGAGCAGGAGCUACGCAAGCGUAUAUUUUGGGUAAUCAGGAAAAUGGAUGUUUACGCAAGCACUCUUUUGGGUCUACCGCUGAUGCUUAGCGACGACGAUAUUGACCAAGAAUAUCCUCUGGCGAUCGAUGACGAGUUCAUCACUCCUGAGGGCAUAUUGCCUUCACCGCCGGACCGAACCCCACUGAUGGCUGGCGCGAAUGCGCAUGCUCGUCUCACCGAUAUCAUCAUGAAGGUGGUGCGAUACAUAUACCCUGUCAAAAACCCAAAGUUUCGAUCGAAAUCUGAUAAUAGCUAUAUGGUGAGUCACUCCAAAAUCCGGGAAAUUGAACAGGAUCUGCAGACCUGGAUGGAGGAAUUACCCUCUUCUCUUCGACCUGGAACCGAAGUUUCCCCUCAACUUGAACGCGUCCGACAACUGCUGCGAAUCGGCUAUGCUCAUGUACAGAUGAUCAUGUACCGACCAUUUUUACACUACGUCUCUGGUGGCUCCCAAGCUCGCGGCGUGGAUAAACGCUCCUAUGCUUGUGCCGCUGCCUGUGUUAGUGUCUCCCGCAAUAUUGUCCACAUCACUACAGGAAUGCACAAGAGGGGACUGCUGAGUGGUUCAUUUUGGUUCACGAUGUAUACCACUUACUUCGCAAUUUUGUCCCUCAUUUUCUUUGUCCUUGAGAAUCCCGAUUCACCUACGGCCAAGGACGGUGUCCUAAAAGAUGCAAUGGAAGGAAAAGCCACCCUUGCUGGACUGGCUAAGAAGAGCAUGGCGGCUGAUCGGUGCUCGCAGAGUCUCACUUGCCUUUUCAAGCAUCUUCCUGAAUUGCUCAAAAACCGACAGAGUACAAGGAAUCGUGCCAACCUCAAACGGCCAGCUCCUUCGGACCAAGUCAGAAGUGCCCAAGCGCCUCUAGAGCCUGGACCACCGUUGAAGCGAGUGAACACGUCCUCGACACCAGCAAUCUCCCGCCCAUCAAGACCAGAAUCCAUAAGCAAUACACCCAGAAAUAUAGAAGAGGUCCAUUCGUACAAUAGUACGCCACGGUCAUACGUUCCACCGACAUCGGAUCCUACAACAGAGGCGUUUUCGAUCGCGUCAGAUGCGUUCAUGACGGAUCGUAUCGAUCCCUCGCCGACCACAUCUUCUUAUAACUCUUCUAUGCCCUCACAUGAGCCAUCUGGAUUGUCAUUCACUCAACAGUCUUCAAAUUCGAACCUUCCCGACCUCAUGCCGAUUAUGUUCCCGUCAGAAGAUCCAUUUGCUUAUCCCACGCAGCCUAUGUCUACUCUCGAAGAUGACCAUUUCAAGCAUGGCAAUGGGGCUACUUCGACGCAGUUAGCAUUUAACCCAACGUCCCAGCCGCAGACCGCAUCGGGACCAAUAGGCUUACCUACGACUGGGUUUGAGAACUUCAAUAUACCUGCAUUCCCCAACGGAAAUGCAACAGGUAUGAAUCCAGUCGUAUCGAGUCAUUUCCGACAGCCAAGCCACAGCCAUUCGCAUAGCCAUUCGCGAAGCCAUGCCGCGACACCAGUCAAUGGUGAAGGCGAGAGUCCAGAUCUCGUCUCCAUCCCAGACCAGAAUUUUAUUUUCCAAAGCUUCAGCUUUCCACCACAGCUCAUGAGUGCCGGCCAAGGCUCCCAGCAACAGCAGCAUCAGGUCCCUGCUGGAAGCGGGUCACAAAACUUCGGCAUGAACAUGGACGGAACCAGGCCUAUAGGGACUGGGAUCGACAUGGACAUGGGCAAUGUUCCUCUGGAUGACAUUUUCGGCAACGCAACCGGUAGACCCACGGGCUCUCUGGCAGCGGACGAAUGGAUCCAAUGGAUGGUUUAAUUUUUCAGUAUGGGAGUUUAAUACACCCGGAGUUUUCGUCCACCCUCUCUUGUUAAUUCUUUUAUUCACAUUGUUGCCCUUCUUGAUUCCCCUUUGAUCAUUAUAGCAUUUGGUUUUUAGAACAUUUGAUGCACGGCGUACACUGUUAUUAACAUGAUAUCCGACCACGACUGGAAAUGGGCUAUGGAAAGCAAACUUGGUUACGGUCUAGAAAUAAAUAAAAAUAAAAGAAAAGAAAAAGUGAAUGUUCC
Molecule: messenger RNA, 4018 nt
Organism: Monascus purpureus
Lineage: Eukaryota; Fungi; Ascomycota; Eurotiomycetes; Eurotiales; Aspergillaceae
Source: the annotation of a GenBank genome assembly